Messenger RNA from Stegodyphus dumicola, 420 nucleotides. RefSeq lists its product as uncharacterized. NCBI's taxonomy places the organism in Eukaryota, Metazoa, Arthropoda, Arachnida, Araneae, Eresidae. The record is from RefSeq and is a predicted model, not a curated record.
AUGGAGGAGGUCAUGGAAGAUAUUGAGGGAGAAGUGCAUAAUCCUUAUCCCUUGGCUGAUCCAACUCAGGUAGAUUUUUGGAAAAUAGUUGGAGAUAGUAAGCUAGAAGAAAGAGCUUCGGCAGAGGAAAUAGGAAAAUUCCAAGAAGAUAUAAGGAAGUAUGGAGCGGUGUUUUCGUCCGACCCCGGCUGUACGUUUUUGGUCGAAAUGUAUAUUAAAUUGUUGGAAGAGACUCCGGUUAAAGUCAGGCCUUACCGAAUGUCGGCGAGACAAACUGACAUCCUAAAAGAGGAAAUUAGGCGGUUGCUUGAGUUAGGAGUCAUAGAAGUCGGGCAAUCUGAUUAUGCUUGGCCUAUGAUCUUAGUAGAGGUCUCAGGUAAAGAUCCUCGUCCUUGUAUAGACUACAGAAAAUUAAAUUAA